CUUUGUUCUCUUGAACCGACCAGGUUCCGCCCGAAAUCAUGUCUCUGGCAAUCCACAACGCUGCCCGCAUUCCCCCAUAUCUCUUCAACACUGACCACGCCCAGCGCGUCCUGGCUCAGCUGAGGAGCAAACACAAUGGCCUCGAGAAAUAUAUCUACCUGAACGGCCUCAAGGAACGCGACCCAAAUCUCUUCUACGAGCUCCUCCUCGCCAACAUGCUUGAAAUGGUCCCCAUUCUCUAUACCCCAACCGUCGGUGAUGCUUGCUCAAAUUACUCUCACAUCUGGAGGCGACCAGAGGGUCUUUAUGUCACCAUCGAGAACAAGGGCCACAUUCGAGAAGUGCUGAGAACAUGGCCAGCGGGCCAGGCUGCCAGGAUUGCCGUCGUUACAGAUGGGUCUCGUAUUCUCGGUCUAGGUGAUCUAGGCGCGAAUGGCCUCCCCAUUUCCAUCGGCAAGCUUGACCUCUAUGUCGCCGGUGCUGGAAUCAAGCCUACGACUACUCUACCCAUCUGUCUCGACCUCGGCACCAAUACCCAAAGGUUCCUCGAGGACCCCUUGUACAUCGGUGUAAGACGGAAGCGUCCAGCCACCGCGGAGAUGGACGAAUUCAUGCACGAGUUCAUGGAGGCGAUGCGCGAAGUGUUCCCUCAGCUCCUCGUGCAAUUCGAAGAUUUCUCGACGGACAAUGCAUUCCGCUAUCUCGACCUCUUCCGCAAUCAGUAUCGAGUGUUUAAUGACGAUAUUCAAGGCACCGGCUCUGUCAUCCUUUCUGGCUUCCUCAACGCCGCUCGUAUCGCCUCAGAAGCUGCGGGCACACCCUUGACUGAGCACAGAAUUCUCUUCUUUGGUGCUGGUUCCGCUGGCAUUGGGGUUGCCAAGCAACUAUUGUCCUUCUUCACCCUUCAGGGUAUGAGUGUAGAGGAGGCCAAGAAGCGAAUUUAUACUGUCGACUCCAAGGGUCUUAUCACUGCUGACCGAAAGGGACUGCAAGAGCACAAGAUUUUCUUCGCUCGAACCGACUACCAGGGCCCUCCCUUGACGAACCUCGUGGAUGUCAUCAACUAUGUCAAGCCCACUGCCCUCCUUGGUCUCAGCACUGUCCGAAAUGCCUUCCCUGAAGAGGUCGUCCGCCUGAUGGCUUCCCUCAAUACCCGUCCCAUUAUCUUCCCCUUGUCCAACCCUGUAUCUCUGUGCGAGGUCGACUAUGCCGAUGCCAUCAAAUGGACGAACGGAUCUGUGAUCUUCGCUUCUGGUAGCCCUUACAAGCCCGUGGAGUACGAGGGUAAGACAUACGAACCCGGACAGGGAAACAACAUGUAUGUCUUCCCUGGUAUUGGAAUGGGUGCCAUCCUCUCCAAGGCACGACAUGUCACCGACUCGAUGGUCGAGCAAGCCUCGAUCGCCCUCGCCUCUUCCUUGACGCCUGAAGAGAAGGCGGCUGGCUUGGUAUACCCACGUCUCGUCCGCAUUCGUGACAUCAGCGCCCAGGUGGCCCUGGCUGUUAUCCGUGCUGCACAGAAAGACAACGUCGACGAGAACUCGCUGUUCCGAAACCUCUCAGAUGAUGCUCUCCUUGAGUACAUCAAGGCGAAGCAGUGGCAACCCGCCAGCUCCCACCUCCCACGUUUGUAGUCGUUCCAUUCCCUCUUCCUUCUUCCCUAUCACCGGUCCGUUCCUGCCCUACUCUUCGCUUUGCUUGGAUCCCUUUCCUUUUUGCUCUCGUGUACAUCAGUUGUAUUCAUAUCGCUUUCAGGACUUCCGCUGCAUCUCGCCUCUUCAGGGACUGCUAGACGUCCCCUCCUUUAAAACUGGUCCGCUCUAGAUUCUAAUUCCAUCUGGGGGAUUGGUCGUUUGCCGCUCUGUCUUUUUUUCCCCGCCAUCCUUUCCUAUGUACCCCAUCCAUCCUCCAAGUCCUCCUUCCUUGCAUUUGAGCACCCUGUGCAUUCAUCUCGUUUGUACUGCUUUCUUUUCGAUUAGCGCAUUUUACACUACAUUUCUUCCUUUGUUGUGACAGCAUUGACUUUUUCCGCAUUGGUACAUAUCUACUUACACGCUUUAAUUCACGCGUCGAGCUUUGUAUCCACCUGAAGACUAUCUAUAUCGAGGCCUUCUGGUCUGCUUGAUUCCU
Messenger RNA from Coprinopsis cinerea okayama7#130, 2130 nucleotides. RefSeq names its product malate dehydrogenase. The record is from RefSeq and is a predicted model, not a curated record. The coding region runs from base 39 to 1634 and encodes 531 amino acids. The transcript has 11 exons. Gene Ontology annotation, molecular function: malate dehydrogenase (decarboxylating) (NAD+) activity; NAD binding. Gene Ontology annotation, biological process: pyruvate metabolic process; malate metabolic process. NCBI's taxonomy places the organism in Eukaryota, Fungi, Basidiomycota, Agaricomycetes, Agaricales, Psathyrellaceae. Gene Ontology annotation, cellular component: mitochondrion.